GAAACAAGAAGAGGAGGAGGAAGAGGACGAAAAAGAGGAGGAUAGAUAUGGAGUGACGACGAUGUCACAGCUAACCAGGGCAGGUAAACUGUAUCUACCAGCGUAAACACCUGACAGAGGGCAUAAAAGAGGCAGAGUAGUAACUAAACACCACUGCUGAACCACCGGACCACUGUGUUCUUCUUCUUGGUUCUUCUUGUUGUCGCUCUCUAGGUGGGAGAAGGGCGAGGAUAUUAUGGCUUCACUUACUCCACAGAUCCGAGGACUUCAGACAGAUGAGGAAGAAAACAGAGUCCUUAAAGUGAAAGUCAUUGCUGGAAUUGGGCUGGCCAAAAAAGAUAUACUGGGAGCCAGCGAUCCAUAUACAAGACUAUCCCUCUAUGACCCUAUCAAUGGAGAAAUCACAAGUCUUCAGACCAAAACAAAGAAAAAGACACUGGACCCAAAAUGGAAUGAAGAAUUCUUUUUCCGAGUUGAUCCCAGAAGGCAUCGUCUGCUGUUGGAAGUGUUUGAUGAGAACCGCCUGACACGUGAUGACUUUCUGGGACAGGUGGACAUCCCAUUAAAUCAGAUACCGACAGAAAAUCCUAAUACAGAAAGACCAUACACAUUCAAGGAUUUUCUGCUUCACCCACGAAGCCACAAGUCCAGAAUCAAAGGUCACCUGCGUCUCAAAAUGACCUACCUGCCAAAAAAUCCAGAUUCAGAGGAAGAAACAACAGAACAGACUGAGGACAUGGAUCCUGGUUGGGAGUUUCUGGAGGCUCAGGACAUGUCAGGUCCCAGACAAAAUCAGCUGCUGCCUGCUCUGCCCCCUGGCUGGGAGGAGCGGCAGGACAACCUGGGAAGAACCUACUUUGUCAAUCAUGAGAGCAGAACCACACAGUGGACACGACCCACAAUUCAGAACGUUGAUGGGGAGAUGCAAAGAAGACAGAACAAUAACAUAGAUGCAGAGCAUGCUAUUAUUACACGCAGACAGAUCUCGGACCAUGAUGAGAACACCACACGAGAGUCUCCUGAGAGCUGGGAGAUCAUUACAGAGGAUGUGUCCACCUUGUACCACAGCAAUAACCAGCUCACAUCAAGUCCACCCCACGGGCCUGCAGAGUUCCACCCGUCCCGCGCUGAGCUGAGAAACAGUCACAUUUCUCGGGCCACAGCUGGCGAACUGCGCACUUACCAGACGGAUCAUGCUAAUAAUUCAAGCCAUUCCAGUCUCAGAGGAAAUGCCCAGACUUCAACAGGAGAGGAACAUCCUGUUAAUCCUGUGCUAAUUCCAACCUCAACUGGGCUGCCUCCAGGCUGGGAGGAGAAGCGAGACAGUAAAGGGAGACGCUACUUUGUCAACCACAACAGCCGAACCACUUCAUGGACACGACCCCUCAUUCAGAAAACCUCAGAGGUGCCAGUAGCACUAGCAGCAGCUGCAGCAGCAGCAACACAGAGUGGGGCAGGUGUAGCCCAGAGCCUUACUCCACCCUUGCCAUCCAUGUCCCCAGAGGAAUCUCCUCAGCACACCCCAAGCCCAGAGGCCACACAUACAUCUGGCUUCCUGCCAGCUGGUUGGGAGGUUCGCAGUGCUCCCAAUGGAAGACCGUUUUUCAUCGACCACAACACUAAGACAACUACUUGGGUGAGAAAGCAGCAGACUUCAGAUGUGCUUUUACCUCUAAUCGAAGAUCCCAGGCUAAAGAUCCCUGUGCAGACGAGGAAGAGACUCCCACUCGAUCCAUCUGAUCUUGGCCCUCUGCCGCCUGGCUGGGAGGAGAGGGUCCACAGUGAUGGCAGAAUAUUCUACAUAGAUCACAACACCAGGACCACACAAUGGGAUGAUCCCAGAUUACAGAACUCAGCUAUAACUGGACCAGCAGUGCCUUAUUCCAGAGAUUAUAAACAGAAGUAUGACUACUUCCGGAAGAAAAUGAAGAAACCGGCUGACAUCCCAAACCGCUUUGAGCUGAAACUGAAACGUAAUGCAGUGCUGGAGGACUCGUACCGGCGCAUCCUAUCAGUGAAGAGGGCGGACCUGCUGAAGGCAAGACUGUGGGUGGAAUUUGAGGGAGAAAAAGGACUGGACUAUGGUGGCGUGGCCAGGGAAUGGUUCUUCCUCAUGUCCAAGGAGAUGUUCAACCCAUACUAUGGACUGUUUGAGUAUUCUGCCACGGACAACUACACACUGCAGAUUAACCCCAACUCAGGUUUAUGUAAUGAGGACCACCUGUCCUACUUCAAGUUCAUCGGCCGUGUGGCAGGCAUGGCCGUUUAUCACGGCAAACUGCUCGAUGCAUUCUUCAUUCGGCCUUUCUACAAGAUGAUGCUGCAGAAGCCCAUCACUCUCCAGGACAUGGAGUCUGUUGACAGUGAAUAUUUCAACUCCUUGAAGUGGAUUUUGGAGAACGACCCAAAAGACUUGGACUUAAGGUUCACCAUCGAUGAAGAGCUGUUUGGACAGACUCGCCAGCAUGAACUGAAGCAGGGUGGGGCAGAGAUUGUCAUCACUAAUGAAAACAAGAAGGAGUACAUCCAUCUGGUAAUGCAGUGGAGGUUUGUGAACAGGAUACAGAAACAGAUGUCUGCCUUCAAAGAGGGAUUCUUUGAGUUGAUACCUCAAGAUCUGAUCAAGAUCUUUGAUGAGAAUGAGCUCGAGCUGCUCAUGUGUGGUCUUGGCGAUGUGGAUGUGAAUGACUGGAGAGAGAACACCAAGUACAAGAACAGCUAUUGCUCCAACCACGUUGUUAUCCAGUGGUUUUGGAAAACGGUUCUGUUGAUGGAUGCAGAAAAGCGAAUCAGACUCUUACAGUUUGUGACAGGAACAUCAAGGGUCCCAAUGAAUGGCUUUGCUGAACUCUAUGGGUCUAACGGACCACAGCUGUUCACUAUUGAGCAGUGGGGAACACGUGAUAAACUCCCCCGAGCCCACACAUGCUUCAAUCGACUGGACCUGCCUCCUUAUGAGUCUUUUGAGGAGCUGAGGGAAAAACUUCACAUCGCCAUUGAGAAUGCACAAGGCUUCGACGGGGUGGAUUAGAGCUUGUGCCUGGAAUUGAACUUAACUUAACUAAUUACUGCGUGAUGUGGUGAAGACAAUGGGACAAACAAGCUGUGCGUCAGAUUCAGGUCUUAACCUGUCAGCUGUGUGACAGAUGAAGGACCGUCGCACAACUUCACUUUGGUCCUCUGUUGAGGCACAUGUGGAGAAAGGACAUUACAUCUGGAGUGACAGAGGUAUUUAAUCGCUCUUCAUGUUCUAAAGUUUACAAAGCAAACAUACAAAGCUGUAUACUGCAUAACGAAAAAAUCUAACCUUAAACAGUAGUUUUAUUUGGGCUGAAUUGCCUCAGAAAAACUUUAUACUCAGAUUCUCACAUCAGGUACUUGUGAGGUUUAGCUUCACAUUGUAGUUGGUGGAAAAUUAGUUUAGUUGUGUUAACUUGUCCCUUCACCACAUAUUAGUACUGGAAAGAGUGGGAUGUGGGUCAGAAUAGUCAAUAAGUUAUGUUUUACCUAAGGAUAACAUCAACUCUUGAUAUUUGAAUAAAAAAAA
Messenger RNA from Etheostoma spectabile (orangethroat darter), 3547 nucleotides. RefSeq names its product NEDD4 E3 ubiquitin protein ligase a (gene nedd4a). Gene Ontology annotation, biological process: ubiquitin-dependent protein catabolic process; neuromuscular junction development; receptor catabolic process. The record is from RefSeq and is a predicted model, not a curated record. The transcript has 29 exons. The coding region runs from base 236 to 3031 and encodes 931 amino acids. Gene Ontology annotation, molecular function: ubiquitin protein ligase activity; protein binding; sodium channel inhibitor activity. Lineage: Eukaryota; Metazoa; Chordata; Actinopteri; Perciformes; Percidae. Gene Ontology annotation, cellular component: cytoplasm.